This is a messenger RNA of Setaria italica (foxtail millet), 1172 nucleotides long. RefSeq names its product transcription factor bHLH95. Bases 1 to 912 code for a protein of 303 amino acids. NCBI's taxonomy places the organism in Eukaryota, Viridiplantae, Streptophyta, Magnoliopsida, Poales, Poaceae. The record is from RefSeq and is a predicted model, not a curated record. Gene Ontology annotation, molecular function: protein dimerization activity; DNA-binding transcription factor activity. The transcript is spliced from 3 exons. Gene Ontology annotation, biological process: regulation of DNA-templated transcription; endosperm development.
AUGGCUCAAGACGGCCCCCAUGGUCACCAGGACACCAGCUCCUCCAACGAGCGCAGCUUUGUGCCACCGACGGCUGUGAACUUCGUGGGUCCUGCUGAGAACAACAACGGUGGAUCCAAGAUUGGUAGCCCGGUGACCAUGGAUGCCGGCAAGGGGAAGGAAGUCAUCCCGAAUGCCAUCCAAGGUGGAGAACAUGGCUCGCCCAGCGGCGGCGAGGCAAACGCCGGCAGAUCCGGAGGUAAGAACGCUGGAAAUGGCCUCGCCAAGGGUGAGAGCUCCAUGGCAGCUGACGAUGGCAACCUCAAGGUGAACAUCAUCAUCGAGCGAGAGCGCCGUAGGAAGAUGAAGGGAAUGUUCAACUCCCUGCUAGAUCUCAUGCCCCACGUCCCCAAGAAGGUUGACCAGGUAACCCUAGUGGACGAGACCAUCAACUUCAUCAAGUCCCUAGAGCAGACCAAGGCCCAGCUGGAGAAGAAGAAGCAGGAGCAAGUGCUCGUACGGCAAGCCGCGGCGUCCUCCAUGUCGAUGCCGCGCACCGCGCACGGGAUGGCGGCCUUGUCGGAUGGCUGGGACCCCCUGCCUCAGCAGAAACCUGCUGCAUCGGCGGCGGCGGCCGCAGGGCCUCUUGAGUUCCAGACGUGGUCGGCACCGAACGUCGUGCUGAGUGUGCUGACGAACGACGAGGCUGUGAUCAACAUCUGCGCGCCAAGGCAACCCCAUAUGCUGACAUUGGUGCUGUCAGUCCUGAGCAAGUACAAGAUCGACGUGACCUCGAUGCAGGUUGUGGCCGACACCGCCGAGAGCCUCCUCACCAUCAAUACCCGUGUGAAUGGAGCUAGCGGCGAGAACCCGUCAGCGGAGGACAUAUACAAGCUGGCGGUGUCAGAGAUCGUGGUGAUGCUCUCCAGCUAGGCCGGCGUCGCCGUCGGUGCCUCAACAACGUCUCAAGUUGCAUCGCUGCUCAUGGAUCUGCUCAGCUUCAGCCCCUCUAGACUGGAGUGGUCGGAGUAACUUAGCUUGUUUAAUUACUUUGCAUUCCCUAUUUGAAGGUUUUAGGUCGGGUUGGAUCAAACUUAGAACCUGUGCUUAUCUGUGUUUUUCGAAGUUCGUUGGCAGCAUUCGCUGUGUUGUGUUUUAAGUAUUGUACUGUCGUCUUCAGAGUUGCUGAACGG